Messenger RNA from Raphanus sativus (radish), 1326 nucleotides. RefSeq names its product peroxidase 55. The record is from RefSeq and is a predicted model, not a curated record. Gene Ontology annotation, biological process: response to oxidative stress; hydrogen peroxide catabolic process. The coding region runs from base 172 to 1176 and encodes 334 amino acids. The transcript is spliced from 3 exons. Gene Ontology annotation, molecular function: peroxidase activity; heme binding. Lineage: Eukaryota; Viridiplantae; Streptophyta; Magnoliopsida; Brassicales; Brassicaceae.
AAAGCUGAGAAGACUCCAGUUGUAAAAUUCCUGGCAUCUCUCUCUGAAUGUGACUUUUUGUCUUUAACACACACAAAACCAUUUUUAUUCUACAAAAGCAGCUAUAUACAAAUAUCUGGUGGCAUAUCAUAGGAUCGACUAAACAGAGUGUUGUGUUCCUUCACAGAGAGGAUGCAUACUGGUAGUGAUUCAAGAAAACACACGAAGAUGUGGCUCUUGUUGUUGGGGAUGUUGUUCUUUUGCAUGGAGACCACCAAUUCAAAAUCUCAACUAUCAGAGAAUUUCUACGCCUCCAGAUGCCCUAACGUGGAGCUCAUCGUUAGACAGGCGGUUACCACGAAGUACCAACAAACCCCCAUCACGGCUCCAGGAACGUUACGGAUGUUCUUUCACGACUGUUUCGUCGGUGGAUGUGAUGCUUCUGUGUUAAUAGCAUCUGACAAAGGAGACGCGGAGAAGGAUGCUCACGACAAUAUAUCUCUCGCAGGAGACGGAUUCGACACCGUGGCUAAGGCCAAACUCGCUGUGGAAGCUCAAUGUCCUGGCCUUGUGUCAUGUGCUGACAUUCUGGCUCUUGCAGCCAGGGACGUGGUCGUCCUCGCUGGAGGUCCAAGGUUUAAAGUGGAGCUAGGGAGACGAGACGGACUCGUGUCAAAGGCCUCUCGUGUAGACGGGAAGUUACCAGGGCCAGAUCUAGACGUGACCGGUCUGGUCAAACUAUUCGCUAGUAACGGUCUUUCAAUGACCGACAUGAUCGCUCUCUCAGGCGCACACACGAUAGGAUUCUCUCACUGCGACCGUUUUGCUCACCGUCUCUACAACUUCUCAUCCCUCAUGCCCGUAGACCCCACGUUAGACCCAGCCUACGCGCGACUGCUGAUGGAUACCUGCCCUCGAGUCGGGUCGGAUCCCAACAUCGUCGCAGACCUCGACGCAAACACCCCGCGUGUCUUCGACAACGUCUACUUCCAGAACCUCGUGGCUAGGAAGGGACUAUUCACCUCGGAUCAAGUUCUGUUUAACGACUUCAGGUCUCAGGCAACGGUUGUCAGGUUUGCAAACAAUGCUGAUGAGUUCAAAACCGCUUUCACCUCAGCUAUGAGGAAACUAGGCCGCGUUGGAGUUAAAGUUGGUAACAAAGGAGAGAUUCGUAGAGAUUGCUCUGCUUUUAAUUAACUUUUAUAUAUUAAAUUAUCUUUUUUUUGAAUAAAUUAUAUAUUAAAUUAUCAUAAUCCAACAAUGGAACAUUUAUUCUAAAUAUAUUUUUAUGUAAAAUCUACAAAUCGUAGAUGUUGCCGUGGAUAUGAAUCCAAAGAAACGUACAAA